Molecule: messenger RNA, 3812 nt
Organism: Trematomus bernacchii (emerald rockcod)
Lineage: Eukaryota; Metazoa; Chordata; Actinopteri; Perciformes; Nototheniidae
Product: ectonucleoside triphosphate diphosphohydrolase 7-like
Exons: 14
Coding region: 261-2078 (605 amino acids)
Biological process (GO): nucleoside diphosphate catabolic process
Cellular component (GO): membrane
Molecular function (GO): nucleoside diphosphate phosphatase activity
Source: RefSeq, a predicted model, not a curated record
AUUUCCGGUUUUAUCAUCUGCUUCGCCUACUUGGCUUCUUUUUAAAUACACCUCCGUGCAGAACAGCCGGAUUAUAUACGUAUUUACACAUCAUUUUCUGUUAAACAAACACUUUAACCACUGUCGGAUUGUACUGUCAUGGUGGAGGAAAGACACAUUUAGGCAGAAGGAAAGUCUAAACUCUGGACCGGGUCCUGAUCACUCUGCAGACACCAUGAGGUGACGACUGUGACAUCUUGUAUUGUUGCCCACCGGGACAGAUGGCAAGGAUCACGUUCUCCUGCCUGCCGGCCUCCUGGCACUGCAGCGUGUCCCUUCUGUCUCUGGGCUGCGCUCCCAGGCAGAGGCUGCUGCUGCUGCUCUUCAUCACCUCCACCCUGCUGCUGCUGGGGACCUACCAGAGGCAGCUGUGGGGCCUGGGGCAGCAUCGGAGGCCCGGCCACCGAGUCAACAAGUACCUCUCCAUCGCAGAGACCAUGGAGGCCACGGACGUCCUGAACCCGGCUCUGAACUACGGCGUGGUGGUGGACUGUGGCUCCAGCGGCUCCAGGGUCUUUGUGUACUACUGGCCCCCCCACAACGGGAACCCCCACACGUUGCUGGACAUCCGACAGAUGAAGGACCGCGACCGCAAACCUGUCGUCAAGAAAAUCAAACCUGGGAUCUCCACCCUGGCCACCUCUCCCACUCGGGCCAGUGAUUACCUCUACCCUCUGCUGAGCUUCGCUGCUGCUCACGUCCCGAGGAGCAAACACAAAGAGACGCCGCUCUACAUCCUGUGCACCGCCGGCAUGAGGCUGCUGCCGGACAGCCUGCAGACGGCCAUCUUGGAGGAUCUGAUCACUGACGUUCCUCUGGAUUUCGACUUCCUGUUCUCCAGCUCUCAUGCUGAGGUCAUCUCUGGGAAACAGGAAGGAGUGUAUGCUUGGAUCGGGAUAAACUUUGUGUUGGGCCGCUUCGAUCACGCUGAUGAUGAGGAAGCCACAGUGGAGGUGACGACAGGCUCUCAGAACCAGCAGCCAAUCAGCAGGCGGCGCACAGUGGGCAUCAUGGAUAUGGGCGGGGCUUCACUGCAGAUCGCCUACGAGGUGCCGAGCGCCAUCACCUUCAGCUCUCCACAGGAAGAGGAGGCGGGGAAGAGUGUGUUGGCGGAGUUUAACCUGGGCUGUGACGUGGAGCACACGCAGCACGUCUACAGAGUCUACGUCACCACCUUCCUGGGCUUUGGAGGAAACAUGGCCCGACAGCGCUAUGAGGAGCAGCUGCUCAACAACACCUUCACCAAGAACAGGCUCCUGACCACGCAGCUGGGUCUGAGUGAGGACAAGCCGUACCUGGACCCGUGUCUGCCGCUCAGUCUGCAGGACAGCGUGGUGAGAGAGAACCGGACCCUGAGCCUCAGAGGGCAGGGGGACUGGACCCGGUGCCAGGAGGCCGUCAGACCCUUCCUGGGGAUCCACAACGGCACCAUGUCCCCGGGGGGAGUCUACCAGGCUCCCAUCAACUUCAGUAACAGUGAGUUUUACGGCUUCUCUGAGUUCUUCUACUGCACGGAGGACGUUCUGCGGCUCGGAGGACAGUACGACAGCAGGAAGUACUCCAAAGCUGCUAUGGACUACUGCGCCACCAAGUGGUCGACCCUGAAACAGCGUCUGGACAACAAGCUUUUCUCUCAGCAGGCCGACAUCAGCCGACUCAAGUAUCAGUGCUUUAAGUCGGCCUGGAUGUUCGAGGUGCUGCACUCCGGCUUCAGAUUCCCCCCCGACUACCGGAGCCUGAGGACGGCUCAGCUGGUUUAUGAUAAGGAGGUGCAGUGGACUCUGGGAGCCAUUCUGUUCAAAACACGCUUCCUGCCCCUCAGGGACCUCCAGCAGGAGACCCUCCGUCAGAACCACCCCAGCUGGCUGCGCUCCUCCUUCCUCUACAACCACCACCUGUUCUCCCUGUGUGUGCUGGUGGUGGUGCUGGCCAUCCUGCUGUACAUCCUGCGUCUGAGGAGGAUCCACCAGAGGGAGCAGCGGCAGAGCGAGACCCUCAAGCUGCUGUGGGCCGAGGAGGGGGAGGCGCUGCUGGCCUGAGAGGGGAGGGUACAACACCUGAACACUCAUUAGUGUGAGAACAGAGGGACCUGGAAUUACUGCCCAGCUGUGGGACUGGGACACUUGGGAUGACCAAACUCAAAACCUAAAUUGAUCCAUUUUAGGGGAGAAUAUGAUAUGAUUUCCCCCCUAAAUGUAAACAUAGUAGGAACCUGGAAUUACUCACCAGCUGAGUGUCCAGAUUUUAGUUUUUACAUGGACAAGGACACUUAAACGAGCCUGGGAACCAACUCCACUUAAAUCGAUCCAUUCUAGGGGAGAAUAUGAUAUGAUUUCCCCCUAAAUGUAAAAAGACAUUAUGAGUACAGAGGAACCUGGAAUUACUCACCAGCUGACGGUGUGACUGGGCCAGAUCUGUUUUCACAUUGAAAAGAACAUGUUUAAUGACCCUGGGAAUCAAACUCCACUUAAAUUGAUCAAUUUUAGGGAAGAAUAUGAUAUGAUUUCCCACUUAAAUGUAAAAAUAGUACAGAGGAACCUGGGAUUACUCACCAGGCUAGAGUGGAUUUGUUUUUACAUGGACAAGGACAAUGAGCCUGGGAACCAAACUCCAUUUAAAUCGAUCCAUUCUAGGGGAGAAUAUGAUAUGAUUUCCCACUUAAAUGUAAAAUAAAAAGACAUUGUGAGUACAGAACGUGAGUACAAAGGAACCUGGAGUUACUCACCAGCCGACGGCGUGACUUCGCCAUUUUUUUUUUUUUUGCGUGGAAGAAGGCUCUUUAAUGAUGCUGGGAAUCAAACGCCACAGUUUGUUCUUCAAUCUUGCAGCUUUGAACAAAGAGCCAAUCACCGACUGGAAUAAUGUUCUCUGUGUUUCUUCGGAAGAGGAAGAGAAUCAACUUGAAGCAACGGGAGUAUCGUAAGUUCUCCACCAAUAUCUCCCUGAUCUGAAGCCAUGUGUGGGUAAAUGUCUGACUCUUGAGCAGCAGAAGAUGGUAGGAUUAUAUAUUUCUGGAAGACUGUUCAACGUCCAUUUAGGAAGCUGUCUUCAGGCACAUAGGAGAGAAAGAAAUGCAAUGAAGUGUUUCUAUAGGGGCCAAAUGUUUCUAUAGCUUUCCAUGAAAGAAGUAUACAUGGGAGGAAGGUCUUUGAACGCCUGCAGGCAGCGUGGCUCAUCCUGAUGACUCUCAGGAUGUUUCAUCUAGGUCAGUUAAUCAUGUCUGUACAGGACCAGAUACCUCUUAGACAAAUCUCGCUGUACUUUGAUCUCACGGUCGAUGUGUUUCUGUUAAUGUGCAUGAGUUGGUCGUUUGAUGGUUAAAAAUAGGGUUUAUUGUCAGUCUAACACUAAUUUAUUCAAUAUAACUUUACAUUUCGGUUUAAUUACCUUUUAAAGACAUCAGGUUUUAUUUUGUUAACUUUUUCAAGACAUUCCUACCUAGUUAUGAUAACUGGUAUUAAUUACAGUUACUCAGUACUUGAGUAACCCUGUUAGCUUUGGUUUGUUUCAUUUGAUGUUAACGGAGCGUUUCAAAGUGGUAUCAUGUUGCCGUCAUUAUCACAAAAACCACCCGGCCUCUUUCUGUUUUCUCCAACGUCUGCUACUAGCGUAACACUUAGCAAAACAAUGAUUCAUUUCCAAUGUUGCUCAGAGUAUCCUGUCAACACGCUAUUUAUUUCCCUCAAUGCAAAAACACAGCUGCUAACCUUUAUGCAAAUGAAUGCAUGAUGACGUGACCAAUAAAGAGCGUACGAAGCUGAUGAUGCUCACUA